This is a messenger RNA of Danaus chrysippus (African queen), 318 nucleotides long. The record is from the annotation of a GenBank genome assembly. Lineage: Eukaryota; Metazoa; Arthropoda; Insecta; Lepidoptera; Nymphalidae.
AUGUCAGUUUGUAAGAUUGUAUUAACACUUGCAAUACUUGGUGCAGUGAGCAACGCACAAAGACCUUUUUACGCCGGAUUACGAGCGAUCGGAUAUCCCAAAGGAGCAUCGAAUGUCCUUACAAAUAGAUUCGGAGAAAAUGCAAAUUUACCUAUUGAAGCCAGAGGAGACGGUGCUUUGAUAAAUAGAUUUAAUCAAAUGCCAGAAGACCAGAGACCUUUUUGGUAUCUCAAUUGGCGCCAAUAUGAUGCAUUAAGAAGGAAUCCCCAGACUUACAGCCAAAGACCUAAUUUGUUUGUAGACAGAAAUAAUUCUUAA